Molecule: messenger RNA, 1241 nt
Organism: Cricetulus griseus (Chinese hamster)
Lineage: Eukaryota; Metazoa; Chordata; Mammalia; Rodentia; Cricetidae
Source: RefSeq, a predicted model, not a curated record
CAGGCUCCUGCAAACAUGCCCCCGUCUCCUCCAGGGAGGGAGGACUCGUGCUUGCCCGGCCAAGUCCCCUGCUUUGGAGCUUGGGAGAAAAGUCCAGCAUUUCCCUUGCCAGAUAGUGACAGUUUGGGCAUGGGCUUUCGGCUCUCCUGUCCCCUCCCGGCCCCUUCCCAACGCCAGCGCUGCUUCCUUCCCACCCAGUCCGGUUUCCUCCGCCUGGCUUCGGGAUGCCGCCGAGGAGGAGGGUUUAUAGCGACGUCGCCAGCCGCUCAGCUGUCACCCACCGAACUGACAGAAAUGCGGAAUGAUCUUUUUAAUAAAGAGAAAAGUAGGCAGUUAUCGUUAACUCCCCGAACAGAAAAGAUCGAAGUUAAGCAUGUUGGGAAAACUGAUCCUGGCACCGUCUUCGUGAUGAAUAAAAACAUUUCAACUCCCUACAGUUGCGCCAUGCAUUUAAGUGAGUGGUACUGCAGAAAGUCCAUUCUGGCUCUUGUGGACGGACAGCCGUGGGACAUGUAUAAGCCUUUGACCAAGUCCUGUGAGAUAAAAUUUCUUACUUUCAAAGACCCUGACCCAACAGAAGUGAAUAAGGCUUAUUGGCGUUCUUGUGCCAUGAUGAUGGGCUGUGUAGUAGAAAGAGCAUUCAAAGAUGAUUAUGUGAUCAGCUUGGUCAGAGCACCUGAAGUCCCUGUCAUUGCUGGGGCUUUCUGCUAUGAUGUAGUUUUGGAUAAGAGACUGGAUGAAUGGAUGCCAACGAAAGAGAACCUGCGUUCUUUCACAAAAGAUGCCCGUGCUUUAAUGUACAGGGACCUUCCCUUUGAAACUCUGGAAGUUGAUGCAAAAGUGGCAUUAGAAAUAUUUCAACAUAACAAGUAUAAAGUGGACUUCAUAGAAGAGAAGGCAUCUCAGAAUCCCGAGAGAAUAGUCAAGCUACACAGAAUUGGUGACUUCAUUGAUGUGAGUGAAGGCCCUCUUAUCCCGAGAACAAGUAUUUGUUUCCAGUACGAGGUGUCAGCAGUCCACAAUCUUCACCCCACUCAGCCAAACCUCGUUCGAAGAUUUCAGGGCCUGUCUUUACCCACUCACUUGAGAGCACAUUUUACAAUAUGGGACAAGCUAUUGGAAAGAUCUCGGAAAAUGGUAACUGAGGAUGAAACUAGACAGACAGAGGACACUGUAUCUACCCCAGAGCCUUCGAAAAUUUAAGUAUGUAUAGUAAAUUAAAAUAAAAGCUUUUAAUAUAA